Messenger RNA from Knipowitschia caucasica, 873 nucleotides. NCBI's taxonomy places the organism in Eukaryota, Metazoa, Chordata, Actinopteri, Gobiiformes, Gobiidae. The record is from the annotation of a GenBank genome assembly.
AUGCAGAACGAAGCGAUAUCAAAGGAGGCUAUGGCCCUGACCUUUGUGCUUUACCUAAUGGCUCCUAUUGCUUUGGCUCAGCCGAUCGAGUUGACCAUGAUGAACCAGAGCGUGGACGACAGCUUCGGCGGCUGCAGAGACGAGAUGGCCUCUAAAGUCCUGGACCUCUAUUUCCCCAGAGAGAGCCAGAACCCCCCGUUCCAGAACGCCUGGAGCCUGGCCGAACCCUGCUCCCACAGAGACCAGGACGAGCUGCCGGACCACCACAAGGCGCUCACCAAACACCAGCUGCAGUCUCUCUGUGUGUACACCAACGCCUCCACCAGAAUGUACGCCAUUCUCAACGCGCAGAUUAGAAAAGGCGCUCCGAUGUACGACACGGCCUCGUUCCAGUAUCACGCUCUGUACUUCUGGAUCACGACUGCUUUACAAGUCCUGAAGGAAUCUUGUGAAACUACGUACAAACGAACCCGUGACGUCUAUAAAGGACAGAUUGGUUCAAAGAUUCGAUUCGGUUACUUGACGUCGACCUCUCGCAGCCCGUAUGUGGUGGAAUACGGAACAGAGACGUGUUUUCACAUCAGGACGUGCCUUGGAGCGUUCAUCGGGAACUACUCGGUCGCACCAUCGGAGGAGGAGGUCCUGGUGCCUUCCUACGAGGAGUUUAGAAUCGUUGACAUUGUGUCCGACUCGUACGGAAGUCUGGAGUGUAAAAAGAUCUUUGUUCUAGAGAGCGUCGGCUUCAGCAGCGAUCUCAACUGUGCCGCGGUGAACCACAGCCAGGGCAUCAGGGCCAAUGUGCUCCUGAUAGUAAUAUUACUGACCAGUGUUCUAGCCCCUUCUCCAUCCUGCGUCAUAAACACUUUGCUGUAG